GCACUGUCGAUUUUACAGGCUAUGUCUGAUCUGUUGCCGGCUGCAGAAAACUUGUCUGGAAGUGAAACGAAAAAAAGCAGGUCGCGGAGCAGCUCUUCCUCAAGUAUAAAUGAUCUGACCGUUGGAAAGGAUUCAGCGCAGGCACUUGCACUUACAAAAAAACGCUUGGAAAUGAACGAUUCGGACGACGAUUUGAACUGUCAAAGUGUUAACCUCGUUGCACUGGAUGAAAUUGCCUCGGGGCAGUACAAGUGUUUUCUGAUGUCUACUGUUGUAGCAACCGAUGAACUGGCACGGCACAGUCCAGGAAGUAUGCGUCGGAGCCGGCGGCGUUUUAUUACGGGUAGUGAAACAGCGGCGAUGGACACGCGCAGUUGUUGUGGAAGCUGCUCUUCGAUUAGUGAUCUCGACUUGGAAGCUUCGAUUCACGGGCCGGAGGGCAGUUACAUUGGUCUGAUGAAGUCAGUGAGCGAUAUUUCGUGCAAGAAAUCAACUGCCGAAGUGAGCUGUAGGAGUACGGAUGCGUCGAUCGCUGAUGAUAAGAUGGAGGUGGUUGCCGUUGAUAGGAGUAAUGAAUCAAGAAACGGACGUAAUUCUCCCUCGUCUUCAUGUAAGUGCCAAAAUGUUGUCUUUAAUGUUUUAGAAAACAUUAUUUUAGCACGCCGAUCGAGAUUCCCGUACUGCUUCAAGCAUCAUACAGUCAGUUUCUUAACAGUUUUUUCAGAACUGGACAAUCGUUUGAUCAGUACUGACGUUCUUUUUGGAAAGUCCGGCGAUGCGGCGCGACGAAGAUUGUCGAACAGUAAGCUCGUUAUUUUAGCUUCUGCGGAUUUAACGGUCGGUUUGACGCUUGUUUUAGAAUUAUUAUGA
Gongylonema pulchrum is the source of this 870-nucleotide messenger RNA. Lineage: Eukaryota; Metazoa; Nematoda; Chromadorea; Rhabditida; Gongylonematidae. The record is from the annotation of a GenBank genome assembly.